AUGUCAGUUCAUUGUUUAAUCAGUGAACAGAAACUUGACUACAUUCGUGAAGUUGUAAAUCAGAGAGAUCCAAAGGAGGAUUAUAAGCUCAUUCGUAGCAUAGGAGUUGGGACAUAUGGAGAGGCCCUUCGAUUAAAUACGAAGGACUAUGCGGCUGUCAAAAUAAUCAAAGUGGAUGCAAAGGAUGAUAUUAAGGCGGUUCUUCAGGAAAUACAAACUCUUAGGGACUGCCGACACCGUAAUAUUGUCGAAUUCUACGAUAGUUAUUUUCGACAUAACAAACUAUGGAUAUGCAUGGAGUUUUGCGGUGGUUAUUCGAUGCAAGAUAUUUAUACAAAUACACGUAAACCAGUGGAUGAAGAUUGCAUUGCUUUCCUCUCUCGAGAAACUCUUAGAGGUAUUGCGUACAUGCAUAGCCAAGGGAAGAUUCAUCGAGACAUUAAAGGAGCAAACAUUUUGUUGUGCAAUGAUGGAGCGGUCAAAAUUGCGGAUUUCGGUGUAGCCGCUCAAAUCACUCAUACGAUACAGCGCCGCAAUUCUCUAAUUGGGACUCCAUACUGGAUGGCUCCGGAGGUUGUUGCUGUCGAGCGCAAAGGCGGUUAUGACGAAAAAUGUGACAUUUGGGCGGUCGGAAUCACUGCCAUCGAGUAUGCAGAGUUACAGCCUCCAAUGUUUGAUCUCAAUCCUUUGAAAGCGCUUCGGAUACUCAGCAUGAAGAAUUAUAAACCGCCUACAUUAAGGAAUAAGUCCAAGUGGUCCAACAAAUUUCAUGGAUUUUUAAAGUUUGCUUUGACCAAAAACGAAAAGAAACGCCCGACUGCUUCUUUAACGCUGACGCACGAAUUCGUGACCCAACCGCAGCUGUCACAGGCGCUGACCCUCCGACUUCUCCAGCAGAACCGCAAUCCCGAACCCAUCACUUUUAAUCAGCCUCGGGAGGCAGCGGAAGCAUCAGCUGCAGCACCACCGGUUGCCUCGCCGGGUGUUCAACCACACCAGGUCAACCAGGUAGCCGCAUGCCUGCAGUCCCCGAGGUCUCCCUCCGGCCUCGCGGUCAAGCGGCCCACACCUGCUAAUGCUCUCGCCACCAACGGCUCCGCUGCCAAGGACUCAGCCACUCCAAAGGUCUCUCACGUGCUUCCUGAGGGCGUGAAUAUUAAGACGCCGGCAACUCGUUUCCCCUUCUCCUCGGCAGCACUGGAGGCUGCGAGCAAGUAUGUGGCGACGCAUCAGGAAGAGAUGGGAGUGGUGCCUGCCUCGAAACCUAAGAUGUCACAGGUGCCGCCACCACUGGCAAUAGCGACCAACGGUGUUCCCGAGCGCAUUCUCCCUACCCCUGCAGGGGGCAGUGUCUAUCCGCGCUUCCCGGUGCGGGGCAAACGCCUGGAGGACGUGCGCAUCAUGGACGAGCUGGCGACUCCUUUGCCCGCCUACGCGGCCAAUGCACCUACUGCGAGUCCUGCUCCCAAGCCGCCUCUACCCUCCUCCUUCUCCCCAACUGUUUCCGCUACUUCCUUCUCUUCCGCUUCCACCUCGCCCUGCAGCACUCUCUCUUCCUCCACCUCCUCUUCUGGCUCCCGUAGCUCCGGCUCCUCUAGUGCUGCCUGUGAGGAUACGGAGGAGGAUGACGAUGAAGACGAGGUCUCUUUUGGAGGCGAAACCUCCGCGUUGUUGGAGAAAGAUCGGCCGUCACCUCAUGGUCCCAUCAAAGUCACUAACUCCAUACCUAAUUUGGACGCGACUCCACAACCCGUUCGUUCUAACUCGACUGGGGGAGGGGACAGAAUUAGCGAAUUCGGCUUUCGAAUGCGCGGAAAUCCCCUGGAGGAGGAAGAAGAGGAGGAUGACGAAGAACUGGACUUUGAUUAUGUCGAUCCAGAGGCCGGGUUCAUCUCGCAUCCGGGUGCGCGGCCGGCUGCGGAGGGUAGUGGCGCUGGCAUUGGCGUAACGCAACACGAGUCGCGCACCUUCGGGGAGAACGACGAUCAGCGACCUCGACGGGGCAAGUCCGAUACCAAAGUGGUGCAGCGCCAGCAUCGCAGAUCCCCGCGACGUCAGGUAUCUGAGUCCACUGAGCUAAGUGCUCUCGCCACCGGUAUGAAAGAGUCUGAAAAACUCCCCGCGCAAAACGACUUCUUCCCCGAAAAGACUGGCGCCGAAUUGGCGGAUAUGUUAAGACAACUCAAAUUCGCACAGAAGUUUGCUUGGCUCGCCGGUGAGCCGUCGGCUGCCCCAUUGGGUCUCUCCUCGUUCAAUCCGGGUUCGGUGCCGACACUACACCACGCUACGAGCUCACCAGACACGGCGCACCAUUUUCUGGGUCGCUCAGGUGGCAGCGGUCUACUGUUACCGCCGAUGAACUCCUCCGACACGGAAGGGUCCGUGCUCCAGCCGCCCUCACCUCAGCCGCGUCCGAAGACCUCUGCACCAGCGAUGUCCUCGGGUAGCCCUUCUCUUUCUGCCCGUCCCGCACCCUUCACGCUCUCCCCGCCCGUUGCCUCUUCACCAUUUGCAUUCUCCAGCGGCAUACGAUCUGUUGUCGAUCUUGCGGAGACGAGUAUUGCGGAAACAGGCACAUUAAUUACUUCUGCUACUGCCGAUGGUAACACCAAUGAUGAGCAACAACACUUGAAGCCCAUCAGACCAACCGCCCCGACUUCUAGCGAGAUAAUUUCGCAAUCGCAUUUACCUGGGCAUCAACCAACAAAUGUGCCCUCCGAGACGUUGACAGUCUCCGCUACUUCGCGGCCUCCCUCACCGCCUAGCCAACCCUUGGAUGACCAACAUCGGUGCCCCUCAUCCACUGCUGACAGUGCAUCUUCCUCAUUUCCUAAAACGCCUCUCCCUCCGUCUGCCGACCCUGUAUCAAAGUUAUUCAUUCAGCAUCAAGCCUUUACAUCCCCAUGCUUCUCUAUUCAUUCUUUCUUGCACCACGACGUUCCAUCGACAUCAUACAGCUUGGGCAGUCGUCAUAGGCAGAACGGAGUGGAACAGGCGAGUGCACAGACGCGUAUCUUAACAAGUAAGAAUGGUGGUCUGAGACGAGUAGUAGAGGAAGAGGAGGGUAACGUUAGGAUUCCCUCCGGGGCUGCUCCGCUUGCUGACCAGGAGACUGAAGAUGAUGAUUUCAGAACGAAAGAGGAGGAGGUUAAGGUGAAGGAGAAACAUGAGCACGAACAAGAGCAGGCGCACAUCCAGGAAGCUGAGAUUGAGACAAGGGAGGUGGAGUUGCCACCGCUUCGUAGCACCACGCACCCUUGUCGCACUCGCACCUUCCCCAACUUGUACUGCGCCUUUUCACGUACCGUCGCCCCUUCCCCCUCCACUUGCCCCAAUCUCCUCCAUAUCUUUUGCAAUGCUCAGCCGCAAUGGCGUCGUCACCCGAGGAAGACGACCUCUGCUCCUUCCCUCACGGAGGAGAAUGCGGUUAGUGUCGAGGACACCAGCCUCAUUCUGGUGGAAUCUCUUAAGGCGGUUGCCACCGAACCCGUGAUUAAGAAAGUCCCAUCGGUCCUGGCAGACAAGCAUCGAAUUUGUCCUCCGGCCUACCUUUCCCCACAACCUUCGGGAAUGCUUAGGCGUCUGAGGCAGAGUCCUAUUGACAACAACAAGGUCAGGCCUACCUCGGUUUCGAUCUCCUCCAUGGAUCAUGCUCUUCAGAAACUUUCUCGACCGGGGGGUGGUAUCUGCAGUAGCUACGCUGCUCCACGGUGGACACGUCAAUCUACAACGGACUUGCCGCCCACACCUCAAGUUCACAUGGGAGCAUGUUUUAUGCUGGUUUUUGAAGGAUGCCCUUUGACCAUCAACUCGACGGCAAGUUGGAUUAAUCCAGCUAACAAUGGGCAAAUCUUGCUUUUUGGCAGCGCGGAAGGCAUUUAUUUUCUUAGUCUUAAGGAUCUCGCCGACCGGUCAUUGGAAUUGCUCUCCUCGCGCUAUUGCCACUGGCUGGCAGUGGUGCAGAAUACCAUGGUCUCAGUUUCGGGCAAUCCACCGCACCUCUACACCCACAACCUCACCACCCUUAUGAAAAUGAAGGCAUCUGGGCACUCCAUGAAUGCAAAGCUUAACCGGAUCUCCAAUCUCUUCCCCAAACGUUUCUCACCCUCAAAUAAAGUGUCGAAAACGAAGGGGUGUCUGCGAGCCAGUUUGGUACGAAGCCCUUUCACCGGUGCCCGAUACCUUUGUGCUGCAUUCCCCCAUGAAAUUCUCGUGAUGGAGUGGGUCAACACACUUUCAACGUUUAUUGAAACCAAACGGGUACCAGUUUCUAACAUGCCUCAAUCGCUGCCAACUUUCGAUUUGCUGGUGCAGCAAGGCUUGAGAUUUCCUUUAGCUUGCUUGGGUGUCUAUCGGCAUCACUCGCGCCGGGGAUUGGCAGGAGAGCGCUACCGGCUGCACCUCGUCGAUCUGAACGUGCCUACCUCUCCCACAAUCCCCCUUCCCUUGGAACCCGUCCCCACACUCUCCCACGCCCUGUCCCCUCCAGCAGCAACCCCCAUGGAGCCCAAGAAACUCACCAAAACGCACUCUGAGGCCGCAGGCCCCCCUGCUGCACCCGCCUUUGAUGCUGUCACCGCCUCCCCCUUUGGCAAGACCGCUGGCGACAUUGGCCACAGCAAUAAUUCCGUCUUUCUGGAGACAGAUCGACUAACUGUGGUGAGUGUGAUUCAACUUCUGAAGAAUACCGUCCUCGUCUGCUUCCCAGACUGCGCGAAAUUGAUUGGCUUCAGUGGUCGGCUGCGAAAGAAGCUGCGUCAGCCAAAUACCAUUACAUUUGAUGGUCUUCAAAUUCAAUCAGUGGUUGGUCUGCGCGACAGCCUCCUAGUCUUUCAUCCACACGGCUUCCUCGGGAAAAGCUUUGCUGGCGAGCUCACCCAGGAAAUAAACGAUGACAAACAUGUUUACCGCGUCUUAGGACAUGACCGAAAUAUAGUCGUUGAGAGUCGUCCGGUCGAUGGCUCCUUGAACAACUCCAACAUCUAUCUUCUUGCCGGCCAUACCGACAACUCUUCUACCAAAACAGCUUCCUCCUCCCUCCGCGGUCUUAGGGUCGCCACCUUGAAGGUACGCGAAUUCACCACCGGACCGCAGUUUUCCGCCUUUACUUUCCACAUCCCGAACACGUAUCUUCCCGUAUGGAAUAAACUGCGGCAAAAUAAGGUGGAGUUCGACGUGCGACCAUCGAUUAACGAAUAG
Molecule: messenger RNA, 5199 nt
Organism: Echinococcus granulosus
Lineage: Eukaryota; Metazoa; Platyhelminthes; Cestoda; Cyclophyllidea; Taeniidae
Product: Mitogen-activated protein kinase kinase kinase kinase
Exons: 30
Coding region: 1-5199 (1732 amino acids)
Biological process (GO): protein phosphorylation
Molecular function (GO): ATP binding; MAP kinase kinase kinase kinase activity
Source: RefSeq, a predicted model, not a curated record